CCCCAGGAGACACUGAUGUGCUUAUCACCAUCCCCAUUGUGCUGAUGGGGAAACUGAGGCACAGAAGGGUUCCCUAACUUGCCUGAGAAAACACUGAGAUUUCUCAGACAAAGCUGCGAUUUGAACCCAGGUGCCCAGGUGCCUUUAACCUGGAUGCAGACUUGGACAGAGACCCCCAACCCACAUUGUUUGUCUCAACAACAGCCUUGACCCCCUGAGUUGCAGAGGCUGACAGUAAUAACCAUGUGCUUGAUUUUCUGUACUCUGAUGCUUUGACACCAGGGGCCGCCCCUCCCAGAGUUACCAGUUCCUGGAAAUAGGGACUGGCCCAAGCGCAUGCCUCUCCUGUACAAACCAGCCAACCCAGAGCCCACACCCCAACCACCCAGGCCACCAUCCACCUGCCCUGGUCUCCCGGGGCAGGGUACUGGACACCUCAGGACAGCCCCUGUGCCCCAGAGCCUGCUGAAAUGGCUCAACCAGCCACUCUUUACCCCACCUUAUCCCACAGAAAACACAAGGAAGCUGCUUGCUCAUGGUCUGCCUCGUGGGCACCCCUGGUGCGUCCCCAUGUGGCCCAUGUGGCAUGCCCCCUCCUCUGGGAAAGCUAAUGUGACCCUGGCCAUGGCCGUGUUCACCAUCCUGACCUUCAUCUAUUUCUUCAACAAGUUUUGUCAUCUUGGUCUCUUUCUCUCCCAUGUCUCUGUAUAUCUCCCUGUUUUCCUCUCUCAGGCUCAGCAGUGAGAAGACGCAGUAACUCCCCACCCAAUGGCCCUGCCUCUCCGGCUACCAUCGCUCUGAGGCCAAAUAAAUGUAACUGAAUCCGCA
This is a messenger RNA of Symphalangus syndactylus (siamang), 828 nucleotides long. It is a transcript of the gene SMIM47, whose product is annotated as small integral membrane protein 47. The record is from RefSeq and is a predicted model, not a curated record. Lineage: Eukaryota; Metazoa; Chordata; Mammalia; Primates; Hylobatidae.